Molecule: messenger RNA, 372 nt
Organism: Abrus precatorius (Indian licorice)
Lineage: Eukaryota; Viridiplantae; Streptophyta; Magnoliopsida; Fabales; Fabaceae
Exons: 1
Coding region: 1-372 (123 amino acids)
Source: RefSeq, a predicted model, not a curated record
AUGUGUCCUGAUUUUGAAAACGACUAUGGAAUUUGCUCAUUUGUGGCUUUGUUGGAUUCAUUCAUAGACCACCCUGACGAUGUGAAGGCGCUGAGAUCGAAAGGGAUUUUGCUUAACUCGCUUGGGAGUGAUGAGGAAGUGGCCAAGCUCUUCAAUACCAUAGGCGAUGGGUUGGUGCCUGACAUGGGGAAAUAUUCGAGUGUUAGAUCGCAAAUUGAGAAGCAUUACAGCAAUAAAUGCAAGACAUGGUUGGCGCUUGGGUAUCAUACCUAUUUCAAUAACCCUUGGGCCAUUAUUGCCUUCCACGCUGCAUUUCUCGGACUUGCCCUCACUUUUGUUCAAACUUGGUUCGCCAUUCAUCCUCCUAAAUAA